This is a messenger RNA of Chiloscyllium plagiosum (whitespotted bambooshark), 1814 nucleotides long. RefSeq lists its product as uncharacterized. The record is from RefSeq and is a predicted model, not a curated record. Gene Ontology annotation, molecular function: DNA-binding transcription factor activity, RNA polymerase II-specific; RNA polymerase II cis-regulatory region sequence-specific DNA binding. NCBI's taxonomy places the organism in Eukaryota, Metazoa, Chordata, Chondrichthyes, Orectolobiformes, Hemiscylliidae. Gene Ontology annotation, biological process: regulation of transcription by RNA polymerase II.
AGAUGUUGGAGAGAGGAAGGAAGCUGCAGUCUGGGCUCAAGCUCAGUCUUCAUUCAGAGAGACAGGGGCAGCAGCAGCAACUUCAGGAGCUCAUGGUCCAACUUCCGCAUUCAGACAAUGGGGGAAGGCUCUGAUUGGCAGGAGGACCGAACCCCUUCCGGUCCUCCAGGGCUCCGCAUUGCUCCGUCUCCCCAUGACGGGCCGGGAGAGAGGGGCCAAUAGGGAUCGCGGUGGCCGAUUGUGACGUCUCGGGUUCCAAGGCGCGCGGGGCACGGAAUGCCUCCGCCCCCAUCAGCUUGACUUCUCUCCCCACCCCCACCCUCCCGAGCCUGGCUCGCCGAGACAAAGGUUUCCAGGGUAACCGGCUGGCGGCUCGGGCCAGGGCCCCGCCUCCUCCUGGGAGGGAGGGAGGGAGUUGCUCCUCCCAAGCCCCAGCCGCGGCGCUCGGGACUGCGCCUGCUCUGGACGGUGGGCCCAACACUGCGCCUGCGCGGCCCUCCAGCUCUCAGAGUGUUGCAGAAGGGGAAGGGGGAAUGCAAAAGGAGGACACUUUGCAAAAUCCUUGCCCUUUCAUUUUCCUCCAAGUUCAGACAAAAGCACAGCAUCUGAUUUUACCUUUACACUCACUGGGCCUCCCUUCCCCAGUCCACAACCUCUAAGUUAAAACACUUUAUUCCCUCCCCCCCAACCCCUUGAUUUCUAUGUCCAGGACAGGAAGAGAGGACUUGCGCACACAAAUCUCAAAGCAAACGUCAAAUGAGAGUCUGAAAGAAUCACUCAACUCAUCAAGACUGGUCAUCGUUGAAUCUUGAUGGAGAAAUCUUCGUCUGUCCUUAUCUGCCUUGAAAGCUACAGCGAGACUGCAAAUGUACCGAGACGUCAAAGUGAAGUGAGGAUAAAGGGGCGUUAACCACUUACAAAGCCUGAAGAAACAUCUCCCCGUUCACCACAGGGAAACUGUGGAAGAGCUCUGUUGUGGGUGCGGUCCCAACUGGGCCGUCGGAGCUGGACAGACACGAGGACAACAUGGAGAAACCAUGGAAAUGUGGGGACUGUGGGAAGGGGUUUAAAGUCCCAUCUGAGUUGGAGAUUCAUCGACGCAGCCACACCGGGGAGAGGCCAUUCAUCUGCUCCGAGUGCGGGAAGGGAUUCACUGAAUCGUGCAACUUGCUCCGGCACCAGCAGGUCCACACCGGGGAGAGGCCGUUCGUCUGCUCCGAGUGCGGGAAGGGCUUCACUCAGUCCUCCCACCUCCUGACGCACCAGCGGGUUCACACUCGGGAGAAGCCGUUCAUCUGCCCCGAGUGCGGGAAAGGCUUCACUCAGCUGUCCAGCCUGCUGCGGCACCAGAUGGCCCAUACCGGAGAGAGGCCGUUCAGCUGCUCCGUGUGCGGGAAGGGCUUCACUCGCUCGACCAGCCUGCUGUCUCACCGGCGGGUUCACACCGGCGAGCGGCCGUUCACCUGCUGCUUGUGCGGGAAAGGGUUCACCGAGUCCUCCAAUCUCCGAAAGCACCGGCGCAUUCACACCGGGGAGAGGCCGUACACUUGCUCCGUGUGUGGCAAGGGAUUCACUGAGUCGUCCACCCUGCUGAGGCACCAGGGCAGUCACACCGAGUAGAGCCCCUUUUUAUUAGAGAUCUGUGGAUAGUGGAUCAUAACUGUCUCAGCUUAAAUUAUUUAUAUACGUUGGCAAGGGCAUGGAUUGGAUGGUUCAAUGACUGCACGCAAAGGGACACUGACUGACCAUGCUGUGGACACAAUACCUGUCAUGUUUACCUGGUGUGAAUAAAUCUCCAUUAAGAAUGUUGCCAG